This is a messenger RNA of Candidozyma auris, 1146 nucleotides long. RefSeq names its product putative cysteine synthase. Gene Ontology annotation, molecular function: cysteine synthase activity. NCBI's taxonomy places the organism in Eukaryota, Fungi, Ascomycota, Pichiomycetes, Serinales, Metschnikowiaceae. The transcript has a single exon. Gene Ontology annotation, cellular component: cytoplasm. The record is from RefSeq and is a predicted model, not a curated record. Bases 1 to 1146 code for a protein of 381 amino acids.
AUGCUGUGGAAAGACUGGCUGUAUGGAGCUUUGGCAGCAAGUGCUCUCUUCACGGUCUACUCGCUAUGGCAAAGUCGGCCAAAGAAUGAGCUUCUAAGACCUAAAACUCGCGGCGUUGCUCUGCUCAUCGGCAACACGCCGAUGGUGGAGAUUGAGUCGCUUCUGCGUCUAACCGGUUGCAAAAUCUACGCCAAACUCGAGCUCAUGAAUCCGGCAGGGCUGCUGAAGGAUCGUGUGGCGCUUGCAAUCAUCAAGGAAAGUGAACGCCUUGGCCGUUUGAAGCCCCACAACGGCGAUAUCAUCUUCGAGGGAACCUCUGGAUCUACAGGUAUUUCCUUCACAGUGUUGGCCAAUGCUUUGGGAUAUACUGCCCACAUUUGUCUUCCUGACGAUACCUCGCCUGAGAAAUUACAAUUGUUGAAGUCGUUGGGCGCUGAGUUGGAGCCUGUGAAACCAGCGCCCAUUGUGGAUCCAAACCAGUAUACGAAUGCUGCUCGCAAUGGUGCUGCAAUGGUCAAUGAGGAGUCAAGCGGUAGAAAUGCCAUUUUCGCUGAUCAGUUCGAGAACGAUUUCAACUGGAGGAUACAUUACAAUACUACAGGGCCUGAGAUUUGGCAGCAAACUGAAGGUGACCUAGAUGUGUUCAUUACAGGAUCUGGCACCGGCGGCACGAUCCUGGGUGUGUCCAAGUACUUGAAGGAAAAGCUGCCACUGGUCAAGGUGAUUCUUGCCGAUCCUCAAGGAUCUGGUCUUGCUAAUAGAGUCAACUAUGGUGUCAUGUACGACACAGUUGAGAAGGAGGGCAAAAGAAGGCAUCAGGUAGAUACGAUGGUUGAAGGUGUUGGUUUGAAUAGGCUCACAUGGAACUUCAAGCAAGGAGAGCAUAACAUUGAUAGUGCCAUAAGAGUCACUGACGACCAGGCGGUGAAAAUGGCCAAGUUCUUGUGUGUGAACGAUGGUUUUUUCUGGGGCCUGUCUGCUGCAGUCAAUUGUGUUGCUGCGGUUAAGACAGCCAUGGAGCUAGGCCCUGGCCAUAACAUUGUCGUCAUUGCUUGUGACCUGGGUGCCAGGCAUUUGCUGAAAUUCUGGAAGGUCGCUGCAGAAGUGCCAUCCACAGUUACGCUCGAAGAUAUCCUCAACACUUGA